AUGAACCCCAAUACCACACCCCCCAGAUUAGUAACAGUGGCAGCCUGCCAGCUGGGCCCCAUCCACCUCGCCGACACCCGCGAAGAUGUCUUGAAACGCAUGAUCUCACUACUAGAUCACGCCGCAAAGCAACAAGUCAAACUGGCCGUCUUUCCAGAGCUCGCCUUCACCACUUUCUUCCCCCGAUACCUGCUUCAAGGCAAAGAUCUAGACCAGUACUUUGAAAUCGAAGAUCCCAGCAAAGGAAGCAUUGAGCAAUCACCCAACACCAAGCCUCUUUUCGAGCAUGCACGCAGUCUCGGAAUCGAUAUCUAUGUCGGCUACGCCGAGCGCAGCAUCCAACCAUCCGGCUCCCACAUAGAUUACAACUCCAGUGUCUACUACUCCGCAGAAGCAAACAAGAUCGUUGGCAAAUACCGCAAAGUGCACUUACCCGGCUCCGUCGAGCCAAAGACCGAGCCAGGCGCCUUCCAACAACUAGAGAAGCGCUACUUCAAACCAGGCGAUCUCGGAUUCCCCGCGUUCAGGGCCCCGGGACUUGUCGACGGGGCGUUGAAAAAGGGAGAACCUGGCGUAGAAAGUUCUGCGAUGACGGGCAAGGGAGAUCCGAUUAUCGGGAUGCUGAUAUGCAAUGAUCGGCGAUGGGCCGAGGCGUGGCGCGUGUAUGGCUUGCAGGGAAUGGAGAUUAUGUGUUGUGGGUAUAACACCACUGCUUUCCAGACUACUAGUAGUGGUCAUGCGGUGGAUAUGAGCGCCGAAGCGGCGGAGGAGCUGGUUAUGUUGCAUCAUAAGCUUUCCUGUCAAGGAAAUAGCUAUAUGAAUGCUUGUUUUAGUAUUAAUGUUGCGAAGACGGGGGCAGAGGAUGGGAACCCGUUGGUUGGGGGGACAAUUAUUGUACAUCCGCUUGGCCAUAUUAUUAAAGAGGCUGCGACGAAGGAGGAUGAGUUGGUGGUGGCUACGAUCAAUUUGGCGGAUUGCGAUCGACCGAAAGAUACGGUCUUUGCUUUUGAGAAGCAUCGGAGGACGGAGCAUUAUCAUGCUAUUGUUGAACAGAAAGGGGUUAUUGAGCCGGACCUGCUGUGA
Messenger RNA from Penicillium verhagenii, 1083 nucleotides. RefSeq lists its product as uncharacterized. The record is from RefSeq and is a predicted model, not a curated record. The transcript has a single exon. Gene Ontology annotation, molecular function: hydrolase activity, acting on carbon-nitrogen (but not peptide) bonds, in linear amides. The coding region runs from base 1 to 1083 and encodes 360 amino acids. Lineage: Eukaryota; Fungi; Ascomycota; Eurotiomycetes; Eurotiales; Aspergillaceae.